AUGAAGUUUCCUAGUAUUAAAACAAAUAAAUUUAAGGAAUUCGUCUCAAGUUCUGGUUGCUAUCUGAACCAUAAAAAGUUAAAUCUGGGAAAUGGAAGGAAAAAAUUGGAUGGAUUACAGACUAGCUCUGCUGAGCUUUAUGGAAAUCUGUCCCAUCUUAAGACGACAAUCGCAUCAUUUUAUGCGCAUUUAAAAGACAAGGACACAGCAGUGAUGACGCUGGCAACCCCGACAAGAAAACUUUGGUUCAAGUCCCAAGAACUUAUUUGCAUAAGACAUUCAACUGAUGCUUGA
Messenger RNA from Clunio marinus, 294 nucleotides. The record is from the annotation of a GenBank genome assembly. NCBI's taxonomy places the organism in Eukaryota, Metazoa, Arthropoda, Insecta, Diptera, Chironomidae.